CCCGGGACCGGCUCAGGGAUGGGAAGUGAAGCCCCCGGAGCUGCGGCAGCGGCGGCGCUGUGAGGAGCAGCCAGGGGGAGGCAGCUGCGGCUCGUCGGUGAGUAUCUGGGAGGCGCUACCAUGGCGUUUCGUAAGAAGAGCACCAAGAACCCCCCAGUCCUGAGCCACGAAUUCAUCCUGCAGAAUCAUGCGGACCUCGUCGCCUGUGUGGGGAUGUUCUUCGUGCUGGGGCUUAUGUUCGAGGGAACAGCAGAAGCGUCUAUCGUUUUUAUUACUCUUCAGCACAGCGUUACCUUCCCUGCAGCAGAAGACCGAGCCACAGAAUCAAAGUUCCUUUACUAUUACGGCAUCAAAGACCUGGCCACGGUUUUCUUUUACAUGCUAGUGGCAAUCAUCAUUCACGCCACAAUUCAGGAGUAUGUGUUGGAUAAAAUCAACAGGCGAAUGCAGUUCCCCAAACCGAAACAAAGCAAAUUUAAUGAAUCUGGUCAGUUCAGUGUAUUCUACCUUGUCUCUUGUAUUUGGGGCACAUUCAUUCUAAUUUCUGAAAACUGUCUGGCAGACCCAACUCUCUUAUGGAGGGCUCAUCCCCAUAAUAUGAUGACAUUUCAAAUGAAGUUUUUCUACAUAUCACAGUUGGCUUACUGGUUUCAUGCCUUCCCCGAACUCUAUUUCCAGAGAACCAAAAAGCAAGAUAUCCCUCGUCAACUUGUCUACAUUGGCCUUCACCUCUUUCACAUCGCUGGAGCUUACCUCUUGUACUUGAACCAUCUAGGACUCGUUCUCUUGAUGAUGCAUUAUUUCGUGGAAUUACUUUCCCACAUUUGUGACCUGUUUUAUUUUAGCGAUGAAAAGUAUCAGAAAGAGGUUUCUCUAUGGGCAAUUGUGUUUAUUUUGGGUCGACUUGUGACUUUAAUUGUUUCUGUACUGACUGUUGGCUUUCACCUGGCCGGAGGGCAGAAUCGGAAUCCGGAUGGCAUUACUGGAAACGUAAAUGUGUUGGCAGCUAAAAUUGCUGUUCUGUCCUCCAGUUGCACUAUCCAGGCAUACAUAACAUGGAAUUUAUUUAAUGUUCAACUUCAGAGGUGGAUGGAGGAAGAUGCUACUCUUCAGGCCCCAAGUGUGAAGAAGAAACGGACCAAAGGGAGGUCUUCUAGAAAAGGGACAGAAAAUGGUGUGGCAGCUUCACACAGAGUAGACUCUCCCCAUAAAAAGAAAGAGAAAUCUUCAUAAUGAAUUGCAAGCUAAUCGAUUAUGGUCCCCAAAGAAGUCUGCUCUUUACUACAAGAUACCUUUCUGUGCUAGAGAUUUUUCUCUUCUUGAAAAUAGUUUGUGCUGUCUUUGGUUUCUGAUAUUGUACUGUGUAAUGUAUUUUUUUAAAGGUAUUUGAGGAGAGGAUGAUCAUCAUGAGUGGAAAAAAUUUUGAUAUAGAUUAAGCGACUCAUCAUCAAAUGGUUCAGGGAUCACCACCAUAAUUUGUUUAGUUCCCUUUGAACAUUUUCCUAAUGAUGUGUAGCUAUAACUACCAAAUUCCGCAUAUCAGCGGCACAAUUUCUGGCUCCUGCUAAUCUUUUAUAACAUUAGCAAGGUGGUCUGUUAUAGCAAUGUCGUAUUUGUUAAAGUUCUCUUUUAGGAUAAAGUGGAAAUAUUAUGGAGGUGGAAUUCAACUUUGUUACAUUUUCAGUAUCCUCUCUUACAAUUUUUUUUUAUUUCUAUUUUUGUUUUUAUUUUUAUUUUUUUAGAACUUACAACUGGAGAAAAAAUUUGUAAAGCCACCAAAAUAAUGAUGCGUUUUAUAGGUAGUGGUUAUUAGUGUUACAUCGCCCUUAAAAAUAAAAAAAAAAAUACUAAUGGGGAAUGUGUGAAGAUUUAUUACCAUAUAUUAAAUCAAAAUAUCUUGAAUUAAUAUAAAAGUAUUACUGAAGAGGUAAAAACAUUCUUGUCCAUUGUAAACACUUGUAAACUAGAAAUGAAAAAAAAUUAAAUAUUUACUGUAAAAGGAAAUCAGACUUAGCUUUUUUUUGCUUUGUUUAUUAAAAAUUAUUCCUAAUGAGGCUUGUUAUAAGUUUGGUAUCCACAGCAUCUUGGAAAAAUAUUGUUUAACCUGUAAAUCAUUUUGAAAACCAAUGCUUACUUGAUUUAUAUCUAUAAAAAGAGUGGAUAAUUCCGUGUGGAAAACAUAACACAUUAAGUAACUUACAAAUUAGGGGGAUGUAUAGUCUUAUGAAAGGCUUUUCAAAAAUAAUGUUAUAACGAUAGUGCUGUUUCCAUCUU
Panthera uncia (snow leopard) is the source of this 2274-nucleotide messenger RNA. RefSeq names its product translocation associated membrane protein 1 like 1 (gene TRAM1L1). Bases 121 to 1233 code for a protein of 370 amino acids. The transcript has a single exon. Gene Ontology annotation, biological process: SRP-dependent cotranslational protein targeting to membrane, translocation; protein insertion into ER membrane. NCBI's taxonomy places the organism in Eukaryota, Metazoa, Chordata, Mammalia, Carnivora, Felidae. Gene Ontology annotation, cellular component: endoplasmic reticulum membrane. The record is from RefSeq and is a predicted model, not a curated record.